Molecule: messenger RNA, 2641 nt
Organism: Emiliania huxleyi CCMP1516
Lineage: Eukaryota; Haptophyta; Isochrysidales; Noelaerhabdaceae
Exons: 8
Coding region: 106-2505 (799 amino acids)
Biological process (GO): cell wall pectin biosynthetic process
Cellular component (GO): Golgi apparatus
Molecular function (GO): arabinosyltransferase activity
Source: RefSeq, a predicted model, not a curated record
UGUGCCGUCCUUCUUGUGCUCGCGACGCUCCGCUCGUACCUCCAGGCCAGCAGUUCUGUGAGCGCCACGUGGAGCCGGCCAAACCCGCACCACGAGGCAGAGGCGAUGGCGAUGGCGAGGCGAAGCACGAGGACGGCACACAGGGAUUCUGUACCCGGCGAGAGGUCCGCCGGCUCCACACCCGCCGACACCGCCACUCCCGCCUCCACGCCCGCCUCCACGCCCGCUGCCGCCACUCCCGCCUCCACACCCGCUGCCGCCACGCCCGCCUCCACGCCCGCUGCCGCCACUCCUUUCUCCACACCCGCUGCCGCCACGCCCGCCGCCACGCCCGCCGCCGCCGCCGCCGACCCCGCCGAUGAGUGGACCAUGCGUCCAGACCUGGUGCGCGACCCGUGGCUGCGAGUCCCGUCGCUAAGCGGCAAGCCGGUGCGCCGGCAGCGCGAGACGGAGGAGCGAGGCCGGGGUGCGUCCCGUGCGCCUGCGUCUUCCCUUCCCGGCGCGCAGUGGCUGACGGACAAGCUCCUGCUCAACCGGCAUGCGGCGGCGCGGCUGCUGCCUCACCAGGGUCGGCAGCGCAUCCUGUUCAUGGUGUUUGGCGGCUCGUCGAUGGGCGACUUUCUCCAAGCGCCGCUCUUGCGCACCCGUGGCAAGCCGCGGAGCACGGAUCGCACCGGCGGCGCGAUGGACGAGGCUCUCUUCCGGCGGUGCGACGAGGCGGGCGUCGGCGCGGCGCUGCUCAAGACGCCGCCCACGCCGACGCGGGAGGACGUGGCGGGCAUCGAGACGAGCUGGUGUGCCGCCUCAACAAUCGGAACCAAAUUAUCAGCCUUCAACUUCUUCUUCGACCCAUCAUCCAGCAUGCAAUUCCAAUGGCCAUGGCUCGCCACGCGGGCGCUCAGUGGGCACCGACCGCCUUCCCGCAGGCGGUACUACCGCAUGGACCCGAAGGCCUUCACGCAGAUGGGCGUUCUGAAGGUCGACUUUUUCGAGGAGUUUGUCCGCGCCGGCUUCGACGUGCUCGCCUCCGACCUGGACGUGACUUGGGUGCGCGACCCGAGGCCGUGGGUGACGGGGCAGGCUGCGGGCAUGCAGCUGCUGGCGCACGCCGACGUGCUCGUCUCGACGGACAUCGCCAACCUCGCGCUCGACACGGCGCGCUCCGAGCGGUGGCGGUACGCGGAGGUCAACACCGGCGUCCUCUUCCUGCGAAACACAAACGGCACGCGCGCCCUGCUCGCCGCCUGGAAGCGCAAGAUGCUCGACGAGCUCACGGCGGGUCGGCUGCGCAAAGACUCGUGGGGCUUCAACGACCAGACCUACUUCAACAUGAUCGUGCGCGCGCUCGGGCUGCAGGGCGUCCAGUCGCAGGGCGUGUGGAGGCAGUGGCUCGCCGAGCGGGGCCUGGCCGACGGGGAGGUCGACGCCUCGCGCGAGGGCGACCGCUCCGUCUACCGGAGCCGCAGCGCGCUGCCCCUCCCUUCGGGCGGGUCAGCGCACAUCACACUGACCGCGCUGCCGGCCCUCGAGUUCUCGGGCGGCCACAUCUACUUUGUGCAGCACGAGCAGCUGGCACGCGCCACCCCGCCGGUCGCGCUGCACACGACCUACCAGUUCUCGGACACGCCCGCGUACACGUGGGGGAAGAGGCAGCGCUUGCGCGAGGCGGGGCUGUGGCGGGGAGACGGCGAUGAGUACUUUGACGCGGCGCGGAGCCGCCGCUCGAGGAGCAGCCUUCUCUCGGACCCUUCUCGCACCCUUCUCGCACCCUUCUCGCACCCUUCCGUGCAGGCGCGGAGCGGAGGCUUUUUGCGGCUGGUCGGCCCGCUCGUCGAGCCAGGCAGCCUCGAGGGGGUGAAGGUGCGCGAGGGCGUGGCGGCAGUCCGGGUCGAGGGCACGAAGGGCUACACCGACCGGCUGAUGAACAACGUGGUCGACCCGACGGCGCUGCCCGAGGACAACCCGAUGAGGCACCUCACCUUCGACGUGCUGCAGCGGGCGGCUCUGCGCGACGCGCUCGCCCUCGCCAGGGCGACGGGGAGGACGCUCCUGCUCCCGCCGCUCACGUGCUGGUGCGACCGCUACUGGAACGCGCUGCAGCGGUGUCGAAUGGCCGAGGCGCCGAGGGAGAUGCGGCUCCCUUUUGCGUGCCCGAUGGACCACCUCUUCGACGUGCACCUCUGGGAGGAGCAGGAGGUGCCGGUCCGCGCGGCCUCCUUCCUCUACCACCCGCAGGCCAACGCCACCCUCCGCGGCGCGCGCGCGAACCGCGAGUUCGACCACGUGAUGCAAGCGCUGCUGGGGCCGGCGGAGAUGGUGAGGUUCAACUACCGCCACAUGGACAGCGUGUGGGGCUUCCGCCCUCCAGCGCCCAUCGGAGAGCGGCCAGACUGCAGCAGGGCCAGCAACGCGGUGCAGCGACUUGAUGAGGCGUCCAAGUUUGUGACGCACUUUUACCCGUUCGCCAUCAAACCAGACACGGCCUUUGAGACGCGGCUGCAGUGACGUGACUGUGACAGAUUUGGUUCAAUCAAAAUAGGAUUCAACAACAGUUGUUCUCCACUACUGUGGUGCCAUUGAUUGCUCCCCAGCUUCGGAACUCUCAUUGCACAUAAGACAUAGAUUCAUUCCGCAUUUAAAU